This is a messenger RNA of Botrytis deweyae, 1272 nucleotides long. RefSeq lists its product as uncharacterized. Bases 1 to 1272 code for a protein of 423 amino acids. The record is from RefSeq and is a predicted model, not a curated record. The transcript has 2 exons. Gene Ontology annotation, biological process: carbohydrate metabolic process. Gene Ontology annotation, cellular component: extracellular region. Lineage: Eukaryota; Fungi; Ascomycota; Leotiomycetes; Helotiales; Sclerotiniaceae. Gene Ontology annotation, molecular function: chitinase activity; cellulose binding.
AUGUACUCAACAAAAAGUCUCAUCGGGUUCGCGAGCAUGCUCGCAUCCCUUCCAUCUGUCUUUGCUGGCUUUAGUUCCACCUCUUCUAACAGUGUUGCCAUCUACUGGGGUCAAGGUCCCAACCAAGGGACACUCGCAUCAUACUGCUCAAAUGCUGGCUUUGACAUCAUCCCCAUUGCUUUCUUGAUCUCUCUCAACAAGUUGACUGUCAAUGUUGGAAACGCAGAUCCCGCUCAAGUCGCAAAGGACAUCGUCACUUGCCAGGGUAUGGGUAAGACAAUUCUCCUCUCCAUUGGAGGAGCAACUUACACCGAGAAUGAACUCGCAAGUGCUGAUGCCGCAACUACUGCGGCCAAGAAUGUCUGGGCUGCAUUUGGUCCCAAAACCUCAUCCUCUACAACUCGACCAUUUGGUGACGCUGUCGUUGAUGGUUUCGAUUUUGAUAUCGAAACCCAAGGUCUUACCAACUUGGAUGUCUUCGCUCAAGAACUCCGCACUCUUUCGGAUGCUGAGACCAGCAAGAAAUACUACUUGACUGCCGCCCCACAAUGUCCUUACCCGGAUCAAGCCGAUAAGUCCUUCCUUCAAGGCGCAGUCUCUUUCGAUGCUGUCUUCGUCCAAUUCUAUAACAACAACUGUGGUCUUAACAAGUUUGUCAAGGGAAGCACCACUCAAUCCGAAUUUAACAUGGCCACAUGGGAUACCUGGGCUUCAACUACCUCCAAGAACAAGAAUGUCAAGGUUUUCGUCGGUAUCCCAGGUAGCACCAGCGCCGCCACAACAGGUUACAUUGACCAAGCCACUCUUACUGAUGUCAUCACUUACUCCAAGACUUUCAAGAGCUUCGGUGGUAUCAUGUCUUGGGAUAUGGUCACUAUCAUUGGAAACAGUGGUUACCUUGCCAACAUCAACAAAGCACUUGGAGGUGCCCCUGCUUCAGGAUCUACUGGCUCCGCCAACACCUCUGCUGCAGCAACCACUGCCAAGGCUUCCGGCACUCCUGCCCCAACCACCCUUACCACUAAAGUCAAGUCUACUGUUGUCUCUUCCAAGGCUGUUGCUACCACUACCGCUAAGGCCGCUGCUACUACCACCGCCAAGGCUGCUGAUGAACAAACCACCGUUGCACCUGCCGGUGCAAGCGCCACUCCCGCCUCCGGAGCUGUUCCACAAUGGAGCCAAUGCGGAGGUGAAGGAUACACCGGAUCCACUGUGUGUGCAAGUGGCUUCAAGUGUGUUAAGACUGACGACUGGUGGUCUGCUUGCGAGUAA